Meloidogyne enterolobii is the source of this 888-nucleotide messenger RNA. Lineage: Eukaryota; Metazoa; Nematoda; Chromadorea; Rhabditida; Meloidogynidae. The record is from the annotation of a GenBank genome assembly.
AAAAAUCCUUCCAAAGAUGGCAAUUUUGGAGUAUUCGAAUCUUUAUUUUUAUUUAAUUCUCUUCUUUCAGAUUUUUCUUUAUUUUGUUUUGAAUUAUUUGGACUAAUAUUAUUCCCUGAUUUUCUUCCUUUUAAUAAUUCUUUACUUCCCCAAUCCAUUGCAAAACAAGUUUUUUCUACUCUUAUUCUUAAUCCACCUUUUCCAAAGUCAACAAAAUCAGAAUCAAAACUGUUACUUCUUUUUCUGUUAAAUUUAUCAUCUUCAUUAUUUAUAUUAUUCGAACUUUUGGCUAUAGUAAAAGUUUUAUUUAAGGGACGGUUAUCUAAUACAUCAGUCAAUUUUUUUGUUAAAAUUUUGUGUUUUCCUUCUGUUUUGGGAAGUAUCAUUUUUUGUUGUUUUUGUUGUUUUAAAUUUCUUAAAAAAUUAUUUGAUAUAAAAUAAUAUUUUUUAAUUAUUUUUAAAUAAUUCAUAAAAAGGUAUUUGCUCCCCUUCCCAUCGCGCAAAAUCUCUCCCAUAAAUCAAAAAAGCGCUGGAUUGUGGACACGGAACAAACAAGAUAUUAAAGUAAAUUUGGAAAAAAUUUGAAUAGGUAGAUUUAGGCCAGGUUAGCCUGGACUUAACUGUUAGUAAAUAUUUGGAGACUUAUAAAUAUUUGGAUUCAAUAUGAACAGAGAAUUUCCAGAGAUCAGGACUUUUUCUGGAUCUGAAUGACGAAAAAUGCCUAACCCCAACUAUAUAAUAAUGCAAAUAUUUUUUUUUUAUUUUAUUUUAUUUUGUUUAUCUACAUAUUUAUUUUUAAAAACUAUUAAUUUUUAUUUGAAUGGUAAAGGAAAUAAUUUUAUUAUUCUUAUCUGUUUACGGGAAAGUUUUCCAAAUAUAGAAAAUUGA